This is a messenger RNA of Rhinolophus ferrumequinum (greater horseshoe bat), 942 nucleotides long. Its product is annotated as olfactory receptor 6C2-like. The transcript has a single exon. The record is from RefSeq and is a predicted model, not a curated record. NCBI's taxonomy places the organism in Eukaryota, Metazoa, Chordata, Mammalia, Chiroptera, Rhinolophidae. Gene Ontology annotation, molecular function: olfactory receptor activity; G protein-coupled receptor activity. Gene Ontology annotation, biological process: G protein-coupled receptor signaling pathway. Gene Ontology annotation, cellular component: membrane. The coding region runs from base 1 to 942 and encodes 313 amino acids.
AUGAGAAACAGUACAGUAACAACAUUCAUUCUGCUGGGACUGACAGAUGACCCUCAGCUGCAGGUUCUGAUUUUUAUCUUUCUCUUUCUCACCUAUAUGCUGAGCAUAACUGGGAACCUGACUAUCAUCUCCCUCAUCUUAUUGGAUUCUCACCUUAAAACAGCCAUGUACUAUUUCCUACAAAAUUUCUCUUUCUUGGAGAUCUCAUUCACAUCCGCCUGUAUUCCCAGAUACUUGUAUAACAUAGCAACAGGUGACAAAGUCAUUACCUACAAUGCCUGUGUCAGCCAAGUAGUUUUUAUUGACCUCUUUGGUGUAACUGAAUUUUUUCUCCUGGCCACCAUGUCCUAUGACCGCUAUGUGGCCAUCUGCAAACCCUUGCAUUAUGUGACUAUCAUGAGUAGCACAGUCUGCAGAAGACUUGUCUUCUGUUGUUGGGUAGCUGGUCUAUUUAUUAUAAUCCCUCCACUUAGCCUAGGCUUAAAUCUGGAAUUUUGUGAUUCUAAUACCAUUGAUCAUUUUAUCUGUGAUGCAUCUCCUAUGCUGAAAAUCUCUUGUUCAAAUACUUGGUUCAUGGAACAGACUGUUAUAAUCUGUGCUGUGGUGACCUUCCUUAUGACACUUAUGUGUGUGGUACUGUCCUACAUUUAUAUUAUCAAGACAAUUUUAGGAUUCCCUUCUGCCCAGCAAAAGAAAAAAGCCUUUUCUACCUGUUCUUCCCACAUGAUUGUGGUUUCCAUCACUUAUGGCAGCUGCAUCUUCAUCUACAUCAAACCUUCAGCAAAGGAAUCAGUGGUUAUUAACAAGGGUGUGACAGUGCUCACUACUUCCAUUGCUCCAGUGCUGAACCCUUUCAUUUACACACUGAGGAACAAGCAAGUCAAACAAGCCUUCCAUAACUCAAUCAAAAGAAUUGAGGUAUUUUUCAAUAAGAGAAUGUGA